UUGCAGAAACGACAGCAAGCUAAUGUCAACGAAGAGGCUAACGCAGCGAACGUUAUCAAGGCUAGCUUCGGACAGCUACAACGUAGUUUCAAUUUCGUGGCGGGAGGCAGGAGGUGUGAGCCAAGAGGACCAGACGCCAGCAGCAUGUACUCCGAGUGGCGCUCGCUGCAGCUGGUGGUGCAGAGCGACCAGGGUCACCUCAGCGUCCUGCACACCUACCCUCCCAGUGUGGGCACAGAGGUGGCAAAUGCAGUGGUCAAGCCUCUAGGCACAGCAGUGAGCCCUUUGGCCACAGAAAACAUCCUCAAAUCAGACAAAGAGGUGAAGUGGACCAUGGAGGUGCUGUGUUAUGGCCUGACCCUGCCCUUAGAGGGCGACACUGUCAAGCUGUGUGUGGACGUGUACACAGACUGGAUGAUGGCGCUGGUGUCACCCAAGGACUCCAUGCCCCAGCCUGUGGUGAAGGAACCCAAUAUGUACGUCCAGACCAUCCUGCGUCAUCUCUACAACGUAUUUGUGCCAAGGCCUGAGCAGCACAGUCUGAACCACAUCAGGCUCUGCCAGCAGGUUCUGACGGCGGUUCAGAAGCUGGCACGAGAGUCUGUCUCCAUGGUGAGGGAAACCUGGGAGGUGCUGCUGCUCUUCCUGCUACGCAUCAACGACACUUUGCUUGCUCCUCCAUCGGUUGGCGUGGGCGUAGCAGAGAAACUGGCAGAGAAGCUGAUGGCAGUUCUGUUUGAGGUGUGGCUUCUCGCAUGCGCCCGCUGCUUUCCCACGCCGCCAUAUUGGAAGACCGCAAGGGAAAUGCUGUCCAACUGGAGACAUCAUCCUCCUGUUGUAGAGCAGUGGAGCAGAGUAGCUUGUGCUCUGACUUCAAGGCUGCUGCGCUUUACUCACGGACCGUCCUUCCCACCUUUUAAAGUUCCAGAUGAAGAUGCCAACUUGAUUCCCGUAGAGAUGGACAACGACUGUGUGGCACAGACGUGGUAUCGCUUUCUCCACAUGAUCGGCAACCCGGUGGAUUUGAGCAACCCAGCCAUAGUGAGCACCACUCCAAAGUUUCAAGAGCAGUUUUUGAUCUCCAGUGGGAUUCCUCAUGAAGUAGUUCUGCACCCGUGUUUGAAACAGCUACCCCAGAUCUUCUUCAGGGCCAUGAGAGGCAUCAGCUGUCUUGUGGAUGCAUUCCUAGGUAUAUCACGACCAAGGGCGGACAGUGCCCCGCCCACCCCAGUGAACAGAUUGAGUAUGUCUCCGCCCCCCUCCGUCGCCAACACUACACCACCACACAGCCGCAAACAGCGGCAUGCGGUGGUCACGAAAACCACCAGCAAGAGCUCAACUGUAAGUCUGACUGUUACACACAGCCAUAACGUACAGUUGGGUUAUGCUAGGGGAGUCCAACCAAUCCUAGAUCUAUGGGCUGAGCCCGACCGAGAAUGUGGGCCGAAUUGGGCGAGAAUAUUAGCUUGAUUGUUGGGCUCGGGCUUCUGAGGAGCGUUUAAUAAACGUGCAAUACAUUCAAGAAAAAAACAAACCAGAACUCACAAGAUAAAGUCAUGUUAACCUGCUGAUUAUAGUGUAAAUAGAGGAGUAGCUAGCUUAACCUGUUGAAGAAAUGAAGAAAGUAAGCAGGGUGCAGGAAGUUAAUCAUUCUGUAACAAGCACAGUGCACUGCAUGCACACCCUGCUCCGCUCCUAUCAAUCACACAUCCCAGAUGAUUUG
This is a messenger RNA of Poecilia latipinna (sailfin molly), 1723 nucleotides long. RefSeq names its product ral GTPase-activating protein subunit beta-like. Gene Ontology annotation, biological process: activation of GTPase activity. The record is from RefSeq and is a predicted model, not a curated record. Gene Ontology annotation, molecular function: GTPase activator activity. Lineage: Eukaryota; Metazoa; Chordata; Actinopteri; Cyprinodontiformes; Poeciliidae. The transcript has 8 exons. Bases 145 to 1470 code for a protein of 441 amino acids.